Messenger RNA from Musa acuminata AAA Group (dessert banana), 2574 nucleotides. RefSeq names its product BEL1-like homeodomain protein 7. Gene Ontology annotation, biological process: regulation of transcription by RNA polymerase II. The transcript is spliced from 5 exons. Lineage: Eukaryota; Viridiplantae; Streptophyta; Magnoliopsida; Zingiberales; Musaceae. The coding region runs from base 357 to 2270 and encodes 637 amino acids. The record is from RefSeq and is a predicted model, not a curated record. Gene Ontology annotation, molecular function: RNA polymerase II cis-regulatory region sequence-specific DNA binding; DNA-binding transcription factor activity, RNA polymerase II-specific.
GGCUGCGGUUACUGGUGGUGGUGGUGGGUGUAGGAAACAUUAGAGAGGGGGAGAUAAAAGGAGGCCCGGGUGUGUUGAAUUGAAGCCUUGGGAUCGGUUUGUCUCCGCAUUGGAGGGCUCUGUGGCGCAGUGGAUCACCUGUGAGAUCUUGGUUUCUUGCUCCCCACAAGCUUGUUGGAGCUUAUGUACUUCUUAUAAGGACGCACUAUCCUUUGUUGGUCUGCCUACGGCUAACGAAGCUACCACUGUGCCUAGGCAAUGUGAUGAUCCAACAUCCUCCUGUUUCAAAAGAUUUUGACCUGGCUAGUGUUUAGAAGAGAGUAAGGUCCACUUUUUGCUCCAGCACUGCCAACCAAAUGGAUAACGCACCGAAUCUAUGUUCAAGGGAUCCUGGACAUUCUCAGUACAGUGAGGCAUCAGUUUUUGACAAUCUUCUAUGUCAUAAGUAUUCGCCUUCGGUAGCAUAUACUGAUGCAUUAGCAAACACCCAGCCUCAUCAGAACUCUGUUGAGGUUCCGAUAGUGACCACUGUGAUCUCACAGGGCUCAAUUCUGGAGACCCCUAAUAUGGUCACUUCCUGUAUAGGCGAGCAUGCUUAUGACUCAUGGAAGGAUGGAAAAAAUGACAUUCUAUUCAUGCAGACAGUUGGAGUAGAUGGUUCAGAAAAUCUUCUUCAUGACGGCAAUUCCCAAAUGAAUCUGCGGAGACAGCUGGGUGCGUUAAAUAGGCAGUGCUUAUCUUUGCAGCAAUCAGAUGUUUCAACAGUACCUAGUCAAGGAUUAUCACUGAGCCUUGGAACACAGAUUAUAGUCCCUUCAAUCCAAUGUCAGCAUACUAGCUCAGACAUCUCUCUUUUUCGACCUCAUCAAACAACUUCCAGAAAUGGUGGAUCUGGCAGAGAUGAAAAUUGUGAAAACAAAAGUACGAAUGCCAACAAUUUCCCAUAUGAAUCAGCGAGUCUUGCUAGUUCAAUUCUAAAUUCGAAGUAUCUAAAGGCAGCACAAGAAUUACUUGAUGAAGUUGUUAAUGUUCAAAAGGCUCUGAAGCGAAAAUCAAUCAAAAGUCAAAGUCUUCAUAUUUCUGCUGGUACCACCACAGGAAAGAAUUGCAGUGCAGGUGAAGGAAUGUCAUCGAACCCUCAAGACUCUACCAUCAACUCAUCCAGUGAGCUCUCACCCUCUGAAAGGCAGGAUCUUCAGAACAAGGUUACCAAAUUAUUGACUAUGUUGGAUGAGAUUGAUAGAAGAUAUAAACAGUAUUACCACCAGAUGCAGAUAGUAGUGUCAUCUUUUGAUGUAGUAGCCGGUUUCGGGGCUGCUAAACCUUACACGGCACUCUCCCUCCAAACAAUUUCUGGGCAUUUCCGCUGCUUGAGAGAUGCCAUCAGUAGAGAAAUUUUAGUUACCAGGAAAAGUCUUGGAGAGGAAGGUAACUCAGGUAGCAAGGGUGUUGGAAUGUCUCGCCUUCGCUAUAUAGAUCAGCAGCUGAGGCAACAGAGAGCGUUGCAGCAGUUUGGUAUGAUGCAGCAACACGCUUGGAGGCCACAGAGGGGGUUGCCCGAGUCAUCUGUCUCAAUCCUUCGUGCUUGGUUGUUUGAGCACUUCCUUCACCCUUACCCGAAUGAUUCUGAAAAGCUAAUGCUUGCGAGACAGACAGGCUUGACAAGGAGUCAGGUUUCCAACUGGUUCAUAAAUGCACGAGUUCGUCUUUGGAAGCCCAUGAUUGAGGACAUGUACAAAGAGGAGACUGGUGACCUCGAGAUUGACUCUUCUUUGGAGAACCCACCUAAAGAUCAGGAUGGUGUUCAUUCCACUGGGAAUGGAGAAAACUCACAAAACACUGCCACUGAAAGAUGCCAAGUAAACCAACUUAGUGACUUAUCAAGAUCCAACAUCAUGCCAGGAAUGGAUAUGGCAGGGGCUGGUGCAAAAGACUACCAUAUGAACCUUAAGAUGCGAUCAACCACAGAAGAGUGUAGCUAUGUGCAAGAUGCUCUUGCGCAUAUAGAUGGAACUGGGAGGUUCAUGGCUUAUGCUGAUUUGGGCUGUGGCGGUGGUGGUGGGGUGUCACUGACACUGGGACUACAGCACUGUGACGGUGGUCUUCCUGGAUCUGGCAGUCAGCAGAGCUUCGUUGGGAUGCAAGGGGGAGACAUCUACAGUGCAGCUGCUGCCAUUGGAGCUGAUACAGCUGAGUAUGAUUGUGUUAAUUUGGGAGACCGACCGCACCGAUUUGCUUCAUCACAACUGUUGCAUGACUUUGUGGCCUGACAAUGUUGAUCGUCACGAUAUCAGCUGUCAAAUUAUCAGGUGCCAGCAAUUUGCUUGGAGCUGCUCUUAGGCAUUGCUUGUAACUCCACAGGAAAUAGAGGAUGAGCAUGAUAUGCAAUGUAAACCAAGAGAUGAGGCAGGUUGGUGAUAACAUAAGAGGUAGCAUAUUGUAAAGAUAAGAAGUGUAGCUGUGGUAAUCAUCUGAAGAAUGGAACAUGAGAUGAGUACCAAUCAAUGGUUAUUCUGAUGUAUACUUCUACAAAUUGAGUACCAUUUUACAUUAAUAUCCUUUAGAAGCUCAUUA